Molecule: messenger RNA, 519 nt
Organism: Caenorhabditis remanei
Lineage: Eukaryota; Metazoa; Nematoda; Chromadorea; Rhabditida; Rhabditidae
Exons: 5
Coding region: 1-519 (172 amino acids)
Source: RefSeq, a predicted model, not a curated record
AUGGGAGAACGUGCAAUUAACACCUAUGCAGAGGAGAGGAGGGAGGCUAAAGAAUGUGGAAAUGAAUGUGGUGUUCAGAACUAUAACCGGUUGAAUCCUACAUGUUCAUCUUCUGUAAAAAGUCCAGGACCAUCAGUUUCAACUUCUUUCUCUGCUCACACCUCUCCCAUUCCUGAUGCUCCAAUAGCACAUAUGAUGGCUCCAUUCGAUGACAAACACACCGAGAGCCUCAAAUUCUACAAAGUUCAAGUAGUCAGCAGAAUCCCCCAUUCAAAGCAACUUUUCGACAUUUAUAAUGAGAGUCUCCCCGCUGAACAAAAAAGAAUAUGGCGAUGUCGAGAGACAAUUGGAAAGAGGAAGAGAGCUGCUGAGUUUGAGAUGCCUGAGGAUCCAUCGCCGAGGUACCAAGCUACUCUAGAUGCUCAUGAACUCUUUGCGAAACGAGAGAAAAAUGAGGAUAAGAAUCGCCAGUCAUCGUCUUCCUCUGACGUUGUUCAACAUUCUAUUGCUCCAUUUUAA